Messenger RNA from Tripterygium wilfordii, 1938 nucleotides. Its product is annotated as U1 small nuclear ribonucleoprotein 70 kDa-like. Gene Ontology annotation, molecular function: mRNA binding; U1 snRNA binding. The record is from RefSeq and is a predicted model, not a curated record. Gene Ontology annotation, cellular component: precatalytic spliceosome; U1 snRNP; U2-type prespliceosome. NCBI's taxonomy places the organism in Eukaryota, Viridiplantae, Streptophyta, Magnoliopsida, Celastrales, Celastraceae. The coding region runs from base 1 to 1695 and encodes 564 amino acids. The transcript is spliced from 11 exons. Gene Ontology annotation, biological process: mRNA splicing, via spliceosome.
AUGCAUCGGGAUCUUAUUGGAUCAAAUAAUGUUCUUAAAGUGUGUAUAUGCACAUAUAUCCGUUUAUUUACAUUAUAUGACGUGUCGAGAGGGCCACCAACAACCUACAAAGAAGAGAGAAUGAUAGUCAAAAUAGCUAUUGACGGUGGAAGGUUCGGGCCAAUGAACCUAUAUAAUGAUAAAGUCAAAGAUCUAGACAAGUCAAAAACAAACGAGAAAGAGGAGUUAUGUGGAAAGAGAAUAAACUUCCAUCUAAACGAUGCGUUCAUGCGCAACCAAAACCCCGCCGUGCAGGCGCGGACCAAGGCCCAGAACCGCGCCAGUGUUCUCCAGCUCAAGCUGAUUGGACAAAGUCAUCCAACUGGUUUAACGAACAAUCUCUUGAAGCUCUUCGAGCCUCGACCCCCAUUGGAAUACAAACCACCUCCGGAGAAAAGAAAAUGCCCACCAUACACAGGAAUGGCUCAAUUCAUAAGUAAAUUCGCUGAGCCAGGGGAUCCUGAAUAUGCUCCACCAGUACCUGAAGUUGAAACCCCUGCAGAAAAAAAGGCUAGAAUUCACAAGAUACGUCUUGAGAAGGGUGCUGAGGAGUUUAAGACAUACAAUGCAAACAAUGAUCCUAACAUUUCAGGAGAUCCUUACAAGACAUUGUUUGUUGCUAGACUUAACUAUGAGACAACUGAAAGUAGAAUUAAAAAGGAGUUUGAAUCUUAUGGACCAAUAAAGUGGGUUCGUUUGGUCACAGAUAGAGAGACCAAUAAGCCCAGAGGCUAUGCUUUCAUCGAGUACGUGCAUACUCGAGAUAUGAAAGCUGCAUACAAGCAAGCUGAUGGGAGGAAAAUUGAUGGCAGGAGGGUGCUUGUUGAUGUCGAACGUGGCAGAACUGUCCCUAAUUGGCGCCCUCGAAGACUAGGUGGGGGACUUGGAACCACCAGAGUUGGAGGUGAAGAAGCUACUCAGAAGAAUUCUGGGAGGGAGCAACUUCAAUCUGGGGGUCCAUCUCGAUCUGAGGAGCCAAGGAUACGAGAUGAUCGAGAUAGGGAAAAAUCACGUGAGAGGGGAAGGGAGCGAGACAAGGAACGUGAGAAGUCCCGUGAGCACUCCAAUGACAGGCCAAGAGAUCGUGAUUAUAGAGAGGAUAGGCAUCACAAAGACAGAGAUAGGGAGAGAGAACGGGGUCGUGAUCGUGAACAUGAUCGGGUACGUGACCGUGGUCGAGAGCGGGAUCGUGCUCGUGAUUGGGAUAGAGACCGUGGACGAGAGCGUGACCGUGUUCGUACUCGAGAUAGGGAGAGGGAUUAUGAAGCUGGUGAAACUGACCGCAAUCGUUCUCGUGAUAGAGAGCCCGAGCAUGAUCUUGUUGAGUCAAAACAUGAGCGUGAUCGACAUGGUGAAAAAGUGUAUGAUCUUGCUGAGCCAGAGGAUGAUCACCGGUGGUAUGAACAAACUGACUAUGGGCACAGGAGGUCAGACCUGGAACAGGACCAGCACUAUGAUCGCUAUGACCAUCGAGAUCGGGGACAUUAUGACCGCAUGGAAAUCCAUGGUGAUGAUGAUCGUUAUGAUCAAAUGGAGGAGGAUGAUUACCAGUAUGAUCAAGCAGCACCUGAGUCACGUGAAAGGGAUAGGACCCGGGAACUGGAUCGUGAAUAUCAGCGCUCAGAGAGAUCACUUUCCAGAGAAUAUGAUCACUGAGGUUGCUUUUGAGCUUGCAAUUACUUUGGCUAGGUUAAUGAAGACACUUCUUAUGGUCAGUGGAUUUGAACUCUUUUUACGCUUAGGUAUGUAAAAUCCCCUGCAGUGGUAUGUGGUCUCUGCCCGAGAUGUAUUAGCUUUGAAUUUACCUUUAUUCGUGGUUCUGUUUGUUGUUCAAACUUAUCCUGUUUGUUUAAAGUUUUUCAAGACAUCUAUUUAAGAGCAUUCACUUGCAAUCGGUUA